This is a messenger RNA of Danio rerio (zebrafish), 1436 nucleotides long. RefSeq names its product agmatinase (putative) (gene agmat). Gene Ontology annotation, molecular function: hydrolase activity, acting on carbon-nitrogen (but not peptide) bonds, in linear amidines; guanidinobutyrase activity; metal ion binding. NCBI's taxonomy places the organism in Eukaryota, Metazoa, Chordata, Actinopteri, Cypriniformes, Danionidae. The record is from RefSeq and is marked provisional.
CUCUUCACGCCUGUGGCUAAAGUUCACUUCCAAGACUGGCACUUACAGAUACAACUUGCGUUUAACACGUUUGUCAAACUUGUUUUCUGCGUUCUUGUUUUCUCCAGUUGCUGCAAGAGUUUGCUUUAAACAUGUUUUCCUCGAUCAGAAUCGCUAAUAAAAGUCGUGCGCUGUUUGCUGGAUCUCAGGGUUUGAAAGCAUGCGCUUCGCAGAGACUGGGGAAAUGUGGAAAGCUUGACGGAGAUCAGAGCAGUGUAAAUGUGUCUUUCAGACGGCCGAUGUCCGGUAAAAGCUUUAAUGUUCCACCGAGCGCGGAGUUUGUGGCUCGGGUCAGCGGAAUCGCGACUAUGUGCAAACUGCCAUUCCAGGAAACCGCGGACGGACUGGACGCGGCGUUUAUAGGGGUUCCUAUUGACACCGGAACGUCCAACCGGCCCGGUGCACGGUUUGGACCGAGACACAUCAGGGCAGAAUCUGCUAUGAUCAGGGCAUACUGUGGCUGGACGAGAGCAGCUCCAUAUGAAUCAAUCAAAGUGGCAGAUAUCGGUGACAUUAACGUCAACCUCUUUGACCUGAAGGACACCUGCAAAAAAAUACAGGAGGCUUACCGUAAAAUCGUGGCCACCGGCUGCAUCCCACUAACCCUGGGAGGAGAUCAUACCAUUGCAUACCCGAUCCUUCAAGCUGUUGCUGAGAGACAUGGUCCGGUAGGUCUGAUUCAUGUGGAUGCCCAUGCGGACACUAGUGACAUGAUUCUGGGGGAGGAGAUUGGUCACGGGACGCCUUUCAGACGCUGUGUGGAUGAGGGUCUUCUGGACUGCAAGAGGGUUGCCCAGAUCGGGCUCAGAGGAUCCGGUUAUUCUCCAGAUAAUUAUGAGUGGAGCCGAGGACAGGGUUUCCGUGUGGUGGAAGCUGUGGAGUGUUGGCACAAAUCUCUGGUCCCGCUGAUGGAGGAGGUUCGCUCUCAGAUGGGAAGAGGUCCAGUCUAUCUGAGCUUUGACAUUGACAGUCUGGACCCUGCGUUUGCUCCGGGCACAGGAACACCUGAGAUUGCUGGUCUCACACCCAUUCAGGGUCUGGAAAUCAUCCGAGGCUGUCGAGGUCUUAAUCUUGUGGGCUGCGAUUUAGUUGAAGUUUCUCCACCUUACGACACCACAGGAAACACUGCUUUGCUCGGUGCCAACCUCCUCUUUGAGAUGAUGUGCGUCCUUCCCAAAGUCAAAUACUAUUGAUUGCUUUAUUUUUUCUAAGAUGAUCAUGAAAUAUUCCAGGUAAAUACACAGUGGAAUUUAUAAUCUGUACAUGAUUCAUGGUCACAAAUCACUAUUAACGUUUUUUAAAAACCAGUACCUUUAAAUAAAAGGUUUCUUUUUAAAUAGGGUUGCAAAAAAUAGGGUUGGAAAUGAAAUAAAACGUACCGCACAAUAUUAUGGAAA